GUCAAGUCACCUUGUCAGUUGCUGUUCUACAGAGUUGUUUACUCUAUAAUAUAGGAUCAAGUUUUUCUCCAAGUCCAAAACUCGAUUUAGUGAAACAAUGUACAUCACAAGGAGUUUCUCAGAGUACCGGAGGAAUCCAGCAGAGCUAACACAGCCUCCUCCUGAGGGUCCAAAUUCUGGAAUUUUGGUAAUCCAAGACCAACACUCACGGACACGGGCUACAUCUUGCUUCGGCUCGUGGUUGGUUGUGGACUCUUCUCUAAGUGGUUUGCCAUUGCCCCAAAAUCUUAAGCUAGCAGUCACAUUCAAUAUUGGAGGUGAUGACAGCACUCGUGACCCAGUUGUGUUCAUUCCUGUUCUUGAUAAGCCUCUAUCUUCAAACUGUUAUUACGCUAUUAAACGGCAUGGGAAGCAUUCAGGGGAAGCGUCUGGAAGUGCAAAAGAGGACGAUAUAGUCUCCUGCUGCUUUUGCUCUAGUUUUGUUCCUGAAGCCAAACCAAAACAGUUAGAUCCUUUUGACAUGUACCAACAAUUCAAGAUCCAUCAAAAGGAGCCUUCCUCGCGUUGUUACUACGCAACAUCUGUCGCUCCUGACGGGGUCCCACCAUGGUUUCUGAGGAAAAAAGAGUGGACGGUUGAAUACUCGAGGUUCCAAGACUUUGAACUGAGAGAUGAUGCAAAAGGACUCAUCACAGAGCUUCGUACUGAGCUUCCUCUUCUUGGUAUGAGCACUGUGGUUGGGAAGUGGUAUGUCCCUUUCAUAUUCGUGAAAGAAAGAGAGGUAAAGGAUCAGAUCAAGAAUUCGAUGUAUUACAGCAUGACUCUUGAACAAAGAUGGAAAGAGCUUUUUUCUGAUGAGAACGACAAAAGCGAGAACCGUGAUGUUGUCGUUGAUGUAGAAGUAGAAACAGAAGUUGUUAAGCUUGAGGGACAAAUGAUUGAAAGAGGUCUGGAAGCAAAUGGGUUUGUCUGGUUUGGGGUUGGAGACAAAAAGAUCGGUUUAGGAUCAGUUGUUGUUGAGAGGAUGAAAUGGGAAGAAGAGAGAUUCGGGUGGACAGGCAAAGGCGACAAUGAGCGAUCAAUGACAGUUAAGAGAUUGGAGAAAUCAACAGAUGGUAGCCUUUGGAAGCAUUAUCAUUGUUAUGUUCUGAUAGAGAGCUUUGUCUUGAAGAGAAUGGAUGAGAGUUUGGUCUUAACAUAUGAGUUUACACAUGUAGAUAAGCUCAAAACCAAAUGGGAUUAAGCUUAUCACGC
Arabidopsis thaliana (thale cress) is the source of this 1254-nucleotide messenger RNA. RefSeq lists its product as hypothetical. Lineage: Eukaryota; Viridiplantae; Streptophyta; Magnoliopsida; Brassicales; Brassicaceae. Bases 98 to 1243 code for a protein of 381 amino acids. The transcript is spliced from 2 exons. The record is from RefSeq and is marked reviewed.